Messenger RNA from Pygocentrus nattereri (red-bellied piranha), 1037 nucleotides. RefSeq names its product myozenin-2. Gene Ontology annotation, cellular component: actin cytoskeleton; Z disc. The coding region runs from base 154 to 831 and encodes 225 amino acids. Gene Ontology annotation, molecular function: FATZ binding; telethonin binding; actin binding. The transcript is spliced from 6 exons. NCBI's taxonomy places the organism in Eukaryota, Metazoa, Chordata, Actinopteri, Characiformes, Serrasalmidae. The record is from RefSeq and is a predicted model, not a curated record.
CAGGACAUGACUGAGGGUCUGUCACUGUUCCAGGCAAACAUAAGAGUUUGUGCUUUCAGGUAGAUCACAUCGAUUCAGUCCCACAUCAGUAUAUGAGGAGAGACACUCCUUUCAUAAACAGCUCUUUCACUGGUGAACAUUGCUCAGGCCAUCAUGCGUGUGCUGUACACUGACCUGGAUAAAGAGAAACAGCAGCAGGCUCUGGCGCUGAGCUUAGAGGCACGGGGAGAGCACUUUGACCUGGGAAAGAAGAUCAGUGCUCCUCAGGACUUGAUGAUGGAAGAGCUGAAACUGCGCUCAAACAGAGGGUCCAGAAUGUUCCAGGAGAGACAAAAGAGAGUGGAGAGGUUCACACUGGAGAGUGUCGGGGGGAGAUAUGAGCCUCUCUUACAUGAGGAGACAGAGGUCCAGCAGGCCGAUACCAACCCACCCGAGACAACCAAAAAAGGAAAUCCAAAUGUUCUUGCACCAGGUUAUUCUGGGCCCCUCAAAGAGGUUCCUCAUGAGAAGUUCAAUGUCACAAUAGUCCCAAAAUCCUACUGCUCUCCCUGGGAAGAACCAAGUGACAGUGAGACACUGCUAGCAAACAUUAAUGCCAACCUGCCGGAGCCUCCCCAGAAACACACCCCUUCCAACUACAAAAGCUUCAACAGAGCUCCUAUGCCAUUUGAAGGCACAGCAGGUAGUAUGAGAAUACUGCCUCUGCCUGGCUUUGAGAUGAUUCAGACUUUCACAGAGCCUAGGCUCACCUGGGAGAGAAUGUGUGACCGACCCAACUUCAAUCGUGUACCUGCAGGAUGGAGAGCUCAACGUGAGACGGAUGAUCUGUAAAAACCACCCCAGAGAAGAGCUGUUGAGAAUGUCUGCACAAGUCGGGUGAUGAUCAGAGAAGAGUACCAUCAUGUGGACGUUGAUGUGAGAGUCUGCAGGCUUCAUCCAUUUGCAUGUGUAUGGAAUGGAAUCACAUCAAUUGCAACCUGAGCCAACAGGCACUAAGCAAUGCCUGUUAAUUAAAGUUUACAUGUGUGGUUUCAAUA